Entrophospora sp. SA101 is the source of this 126-nucleotide messenger RNA. NCBI's taxonomy places the organism in Eukaryota, Fungi, Glomeromycota, Glomeromycetes, Entrophosporales, Entrophosporaceae. The record is from the annotation of a GenBank genome assembly.
AUGUCUAAAUUACGUAAAAGAUUAGAAGAUAAUGAAUCUGAUGAAAAUGACAUUGAUAUCGAUAAUGUUGAGUUUAUUAAUGUUAGUUCUAGUUGCGUUGCUGGAACUGCUCCUGAAGGUUAUUAA